This is a messenger RNA of Cotesia glomerata, 2975 nucleotides long. Its product is annotated as sodium-dependent neutral amino acid transporter B(0)AT3. Gene Ontology annotation, cellular component: plasma membrane. Lineage: Eukaryota; Metazoa; Arthropoda; Insecta; Hymenoptera; Braconidae. Gene Ontology annotation, biological process: sodium ion transmembrane transport. The record is from RefSeq and is a predicted model, not a curated record. The coding region runs from base 213 to 2462 and encodes 749 amino acids. The transcript has 10 exons.
UUUCCUGAAGGGCGCGACACUAACGAACAAGUUUGGACUCUCACCCCCGAGUGCCCCAAAACAUCCCAAAAGGAGUCGCUCGCUCAUCUCUUCUUCCCCUAACAUUAUCAGAAUGAAUAUUAUUUAUUAAUACCGAGAUUGUCAUCAACGAUAUGCUUGGUAAUUUAAAAGUAAAUAAUAAUUCAAGAUAAUAAAAUCCUAAAUAAAGAAAAAUGGCAAACACGGCUCACUUGGUACGCAGACAAAGUUCUCGGGACUUGAAGCCCCAAAAAAGCGUGGAUCGGCUUGAGAUGAAAGAAAUGCGAGGUAGAUUGGUGGUCGACAGUCGGAAAAAUCCGACCACUAAUUAUGGAACUACCAAUCCGGGCUUCGACGACUCGAGCCCCAGCACCAAGGCCAAGAAACCAAAUGCGGCCGCUCACGUCAGCGUGAAUGUAAGCAGUAGCAUUGUUGAAAGUACUGCGCCGAAAAUGCCAACCGGCAGUACAGAGGGCAAAGGGAUAUUUCGUCCUGAGGCGGGCGAAGAUGAGCGAGAAAAUUGGGAUAGCAAAUUAACAUUCCUGCUGGCUACUGUUGGUUAUGCCGUCGGAUUGGGAAACGUUUGGAGAUUUCCAUAUCUUGCGCAAAAAAACGGGGGUGGAGCGUUUUUGAUACCUUAUUUUGUUAUGCUGGCCAUUGAAGGGAUUCCCAUUUUCUACUUGGAGCUGGCUAUCGGACAGAGAUUGAGAAAAGGAGCCAUUGGAGUCUGGAAUCAGGUUUCACCAUAUCUAGGAGGAAUAGGAAUUAGCAGCGCAGUUGUUUCUUUCAAUGUCGCGCUUUAUUACAACACAAUAAUUGCCUGGUGCCUUUUCUAUUUUGUUCAAAGUUUUCAAUCUGAAUUACCAUGGUCAGAAUGUCCGAAUAAAUAUUUUCAAAAUGGAUCAUACGCUCUAGAACCUGAAUGUCAAGAAAGCAGCCCUACACAAUAUUUUUGGUAUCGUACAACACUAAUGAUAUCAAAAGACAUAAAUACCCCAGAAGUGUUCAAUUGGAAAAUAGCUUUGGCACUCGUUAUCGCUUGGAUUUUAGUUUACAUGUGUAUGAUCAAAGGAAUAGCUUCAUCUGGAAAAGUCGUUUACGUGACAGCGACAUUUCCGUACCUCGUUUUGAUAAUUUUCUUCUUCCGUGGUGUAACCUUACCAGGAAUGUCCGACGGCCUACGUCACCUGUUCACCCCAAAGUGGUAUACGCUGACGGAUCCUGUUGUCUGGCUCGAAGCAGGAACGCAAAUAUUUUUCUCCCUCGGUCUAGCUUUCGGUGGUUUAAUCGCAUUCUCCUCUUACAAUCCAGUCAAUAAUAACUGCUACCGCGAUGCAAUUAUGGUCAGUUUGACGAAUUGUUUCACAUCGAUGUUCGCUGGAAUCGUGGUAUUUUCAGUUAUCGGUUUUAAAGCGACGAUGGUUUAUGAACAAUGCUUGGUGGAUAGAAAUUCAACUUUGAUCAGUAUAUUUGGACAUCCUGAGAGAUUCCCAGAUGAAAUUCCACCGGCCGGUACAUUAUUAAAUUUCACAAAUGGAAAUAAUAGUGUUGACAAUAUAAUAAUGCCUGAAAUUCCGGAAUGUGAUCUUCAAAAAGAAUUGGAUAAUUCAGCAUCAGGAACAGGUUUGGCUUUUAUUAUUUUCACCGAGGCAAUAAAUCAAUUCCCAGGAGCCCAAUUCUGGUCAGUUUUAUUUUUCCUCAUGCUUUUUACACUCGGUAUUGAUUCGCAAUUUGGGACAUUGGAGGGCGUCGUAACGAGCAUCGUCGACAUGAAACUUUUUCCCAAUCUCAGAAAAGAAAUUCUUACUGGUGCAAUAUGUUUAGUAUGCUGUAUAAUUUCUAUGGCAUUUGCUCACGGUGCCGGAAGUUACGUGUUUGUAUUAUUCGAUAACUUCAGUGGUAAUUUUCCAUUAUUAAUAAUUGCCUUUUUCGAGUGCAUUGGAGUCUCUUACGUCUACGGAUUGAGACGAUUUGCUGACGACAUUGAAUUGAUGACUGGAAAUAGACCAGGACUUUAUUGGUUAAUUUGCUGGAAGUACUUGAGCCCGUUGGCGAUGCUAACGAUUUUGGUGGCCUCGUUUGUCGAAAUAAUAUGCGAAGGAAGUGGAUACCAGACCUGGGUGCCUAAUAAAGGCUCUACCGAGAGACAAGAGUGGCCGACUUGGGCCCUAGUUUUAAUAUUUAUUCUUAUACUGGCGUCGGUCCUCUGGAUACCAGCGGUGGCCAUUUUCCGAUCAUUCGGAAUCCCGAUAAUCGACGAUAAUGAGAAAGCCUGGUUCCCUGCAGAAGAUCUUAAAGAAUUCCACGGGAUUGUUCCCCAUGAGGUGACUGCUGCCGAGAAACUGUUGUUCUGUAUCAGACCUGACGGCUCAGAAGGGCUGUGCUGCCCUACAGGUGGCCUCAACGAUGACGACGAUGAUAUAGAUAACGGUAACUUGACCUAGAACAAUAAUAUUAUUUAACAAUCUGAAAGAAUCAGCAACAGUAACAUCAACAUCGCAUUUAAUGACAAUACCCAUACUUUUAAACGAAGAUAACAAUUAAAGUACUUGAUACCAUCGUUAUUCGUAUGUAAAGCAUUUCAUAUAUAUCUCAUGUUUAUAUUUUAUUAUUAAUAUACAUUUUAUUAAUCUUAUUAUUAAUUGUUUUUCGGUUUAUAAACGAUCGUAAAGUUAACCGUGUCAAUUACGCUAUUAUAUCAAUAGAUAUUAAAUUAAUAUAUUUAAAAAUAGUACAGUUGCAUAUUAUCUUGUUAGAUCGGAUUUUAAUUAGUUAAGUUUAUAAUAUUUAAUGCUAAUAGCUAUUAUUAAAAGUAAUUAUUAUAUUGACGCAGAUAUCAAAUAAUAUAUCAUAUGGAAAAUUUGCAUAUCGAAGCUCUCGCCUAUAUAUUUAAAGUUUCUCAUGGAAAAAAAUUUUAUUAUUUUUUUUAUUGAGAUUAUUCAAUUAAAAUUAAUCAU